AUGGCUGAAAACCGCACAGCAGGACAAAUCAGGGAUUUGAAGGCUUCUCCUUUGGAUCUUUACAUCAAUAGACCCAAUGAAACUGUGGAAGAGUCGGGGAAGCAGAACCUGUGGCCCAGAUCCCUGGCUCGAAAAUGGAUGGCGAUGCUGUUUCUGGGCACCUGCCUCCUGUACUGUGCCCGGAUGACCACGCCAGUCUGUGCUGUCUCAAUGGCAGCCACUUUCCACUGGAGUAAAAUCGACUCUGGCCUCAUCCUGGGUGGUUUCUUCUGGGGCUACUGUUUCACUCAGAUCCUGGGAGGACAUGCCAGCGACAGAGUGGGGGGAGAGCGUGUCCUGUUCAUCUCCGCAGCUUCAUGGGCUCUGAUCACAGCUGGGACUCCUGUGCUGGCUCACCUGGGCUCCCACACCCUUGCUCUGAUGACGACGGCCAGAAUCCUGAUGGGAAUACUCCAAGGUGUUUUUUUCCCGUCUUUGGCAAGCCUGUGCUCACAGCGUGUUGUAGAAGCUGAGAGAGGGUUUUUAAUGAGCACCAUGCACAGCGGCACCCAUCUUGGCACGUUGUUGGCAGGUGGAAUGGGGUCCGUAAUGCUCGACAGGUACGGCUGGGAAAGCAUGUUCUACUGUACUGGUUUCCUGGCUGGACUCUGGGCAAUUACAGUGUGGUAUUAUUUAUUAAGAGGUGAUGCUACAGUGAAACAGAUGGGAAAAAAGAGCAAUCUUCAAUCAAGUUUGUCCAGAAAGCGCUGGCUGUACAUUUUUAAAAAACCUCCUGUUUGGGCCAUGGUGUUCACUCAUAUGUGCGCUUGCAGCACGUCCUACACUUUAUUAUCAUGGCUGCCGAUGUACUUCAAAGAGUCAUUUCCUAAUGCAAAGCCUUGGGUGUAUAAUAUAGUUCCAUGGUCAGCAGCGAUUCCAUCGGCUGUUGGUGGAGGAUUUGUGUCGGAUUUUCUCAUCACUAAAGGAUAUGGUGUUGCAUCUGUCAGAAAAAUAAUGCAAUUUGGAGCCAUGGGCCUCUCCAGUAUGUGUAUCUUGCCUCUGUCUGGAACAGACUCCUUUACUUCUGCUGUGGUCUUCAUUUCUGCUGCCAUCGGUUUGACCACCUUCACCGGAGGUGGUGUGUCUGUGAAUGUGCAAGAUCUCACUCCAUCAUGUGCUGGUGCACUCUAUGGUUUUAUGAAUAUGAUGGGAGCUCUAAUGGGUCUGGUUCUGGUGUCCUUCUCGGGCUACCUGAUUGAGGUCACCAUGUCGUGGGCCACAGUCUUCUCCCUAAUCACUUUAGUAAAUGUCACAGGCCUUGGGAUCUUCCUCAUCUUUGGAGAUGCUCAACGUGUCGACCUGCUGGAUGACUGCCAGGUUAUUGUGGUUUGACUCUGACUGAGCUUCAUGUUUAGAUCAUAUGUAGUCAACAAAUUCAAUGAAUUAUAUUUAUGUUUUUUAAUUUUGAUAAGGCAGGUAAUUCUGUUUGAAAACACAGAAUAGUGUUCAUCAGGAGGCAGAGCUUUGGAAGUUCUCUGUGUCGUUAUGUAGAGAAGAACAUCAGUCAAGUCCGCAAACAUCUUGUUAAUCUGAAAUGAAGGAACUUUCUCAACAUUUUUAGUACGGAAAGCCAUCCUGCACAACAACAUUAAAUUGGAGCUGCUUUGUACAAAUAUCAACAAUAUGAAGAUUUAUUUAAGAAAGUUUUAUUUGCACAUGAGAACUUUUACUUUUAAAUUAUAAUUGGCUGGAAACAAUAUGUUCAGUGCUGCGUAACACUUUGCCAACUCAAAUGCUUUUAAUUUCACCAAAGGGAAAUUGAAAGUUGUUGUAACUGAUUAUAAAGGUUUCUUCAAAGAGCCGUUGUAGAUGCUGAUCGCUGUGGGCAGGAUGGAUCUCCUGUAGCAGUCUAUGUUACAGCGGAUCUGUAGAAGCCUCUGACUGAAGACACUCUGUUGUUGCAUGACAGUCCAAUGAAGAGGAUGGUCAGGCUUGUCGGUGAUGUUCAUUUUAUGAAGAUUUCUUCUUUGCACAAUCAUCUCCAGAGGCGGAACAGAGCAAGCCUUCUAUUUUAGCUUGUUUAAGUUACUGGCUCCGAUUUACUUCCUUAAAUCAGGCUAAAGACAAAUCCUCUAGAACAUCACAGAUGUGUUGUAUUUAUUAAAGAUAAUAUAUUUGCUAAAUGUUCACAAAGCACCUGAGAAACCUAUUAAUUGAUCACAAAAAAAAAAAAAAAAAAAACUCCAACCUAAAGGGUCAGCUGACAGGUGAAGGCAGUAUACAGUCACUGACAGCAGACUGUUGGGAAAUGUGCUGAUUUUGAUGUAAUUCGGUACACACAGAGAGCAGCAAUAUGAAUCUAAAUGAUUUGACUUACAAUGAGCUGCCAUGUCUAAAACAAACACCAGAGGGGAUAAGUGUUAAGCAUAAGGAGUUAAGCGUGUGAAGGUCAACAGGACCAGAGGGAGAAAAACAGAUAGAAACGUUUUUGUAAUGCUGUGUAAUGUGUCUCUGCUGACCCUCACUCACUGUCUUAGCUGACUGUUAGAUGCCUCGCUAACUGCCUGUAAAGUAUUGCUCAACUAAUGAUGCCCUCACCUGCAAACUGAAUCAUUUACAUAUCCAUCACUGUUCUCACAUGCCAGAUUAAAUCCAGAUUACACCCCUUACUUCUGCGUGUUUUUGUCUUUGAGUGUAGAAUAUCAUCAAAUACUACCUAUGAAAUACUACUUUUAAAAUCCUGCUACCACUAAUGAUGGAAACAGUGGCCAAACACUGACCUGGUAAUCUCCUCCAGGCAUGGUUACACUAACUGUGCAACCUGCAACAAACAACCUGUAAUUAUUCAGUAAUAGCCUGAAUGUACCAUAUGAUUAGUAUUUAUUAAACUAUACAUAAAACCCUAAUAAUUUCCAAAGAUUAAUAUCACAUUUCUUAUGUUUUGUUUCCUCCUCUAACCAUCUUUUCUGUUAAAUGGAUGCCUCUACUGUUUGCAAUGUAGAAUCUAGGGUCUUAAAUGUUACUAAGGCCAUAACCUUCAUUAAAAUCAACAUUUAUGUCUGGAUUCCACUUUGAACCUUCAGAUGUUCACGUUUUAUUUUUACAACAAUCUUUCAUUUUGUCUGUUUGAUCAAAUCCAGACUACCUAUUUUUGCUGUCACGUUGUGUUAAAGUCUUGUUACCUUGUAUUUAAUUACAUUGAUUUGUUAUAUUCUUAUGUUGCGUGUGUGUUAAAGUGACAUUUAUUUUAUGAACCCCAGGGGUUCUACAACCUCGCCUUAAACAUGGUUCUUGUUUUUCUUUAACCGCCAUGUUUUUACGGUUAAAUAAACUUAAUCCACCACGUUCAGAGAUCAUCUUUUUUUACGUUCCUGCAUUUGCUCUACAGGUCCUUCUCAAAAUAUUAGCAUAUUGUGAUAAAGUUCAUUAUUUUCCAUAAUGUAAUGAUGAAAAUUUAACAUUCA
Girardinichthys multiradiatus is the source of this 3443-nucleotide messenger RNA. RefSeq names its product solute carrier family 17 member 9-like. Gene Ontology annotation, biological process: transmembrane transport. Gene Ontology annotation, molecular function: transmembrane transporter activity. NCBI's taxonomy places the organism in Eukaryota, Metazoa, Chordata, Actinopteri, Cyprinodontiformes, Goodeidae. The coding region runs from base 1 to 1371 and encodes 456 amino acids. The transcript is spliced from 13 exons. The record is from RefSeq and is a predicted model, not a curated record. Gene Ontology annotation, cellular component: membrane.